Messenger RNA from Musca vetustissima, 2357 nucleotides. RefSeq lists its product as uncharacterized. Gene Ontology annotation, molecular function: chloride channel activity. The record is from RefSeq and is a predicted model, not a curated record. Lineage: Eukaryota; Metazoa; Arthropoda; Insecta; Diptera; Muscidae. The coding region runs from base 24 to 2357 and encodes 777 amino acids. The transcript has 7 exons.
AAAUAAUAUAAACAUCCACAACAAUGACAGUUACCUAUACCGGUGAGGUUGCCACAUGCCGCGGAUUUGGCUGUUUUCUCAAAUUGCUACUCAGGUGGCGAGGCAGUAUUUACAAACUAGUAUGGCUGGACUUGGUGGCCUUUCUAUUUCUCUAUUAUUUAUUAAAUAUAAUAUAUCGAUUCGUCCUAAAUGCCGAACAAAAAGUAAUGUUCGAAGCGAUAGCACAGUAUUGCUACAACUACAGUGAUCUCAUACCCCUGUCCUUUGUAUUGGGCUUCUAUGUAUCGAUUGUGAUGACCCGAUGGUGGAAUCAAUACACCAGUAUACCCUGGCCUGAUCCCAUUGCGGUGUUUGUUAGUGCUAACAUACAUGGACAGGAUGAACGUGGCCGUAUGGUUCGUCGUACCAUUAUGCGCUAUGUUUGCCUCUGUUUGACAAUGGUUAUGACGAACAUAUCGCCACGCGUCAAAAAACGUUUUCCCAAUUUGUCGAAUUUUGUCGAAGCUGGUCUAUUGAUCGAGAACGAAAAGAACAUUAUUGAGAGUAUGAAUAAAGGCUUUCCCCGUCAUUCAAAGCAUUGGUUACCAAUUGUAUGGGCCGCCAGUAUUGUAACACGGGCCCGUAAAGAAGGUCGCAUACGUGAUGAUUUUGCGGUAAAGACGAUAAUCGAUGAGCUGAAUAAAUUCCGGGGACAGUGUGGUCUGUUGAUAUCGUACGAUACAAUAAGUGUGCCAUUGGUCUAUACCCAGGUGGUAACAUUGGCAGUGUAUUCGUUCUUUUUGUGCUCGGUCAUGGGCCAGCAGUGGACUGAGAAUAAGGUUGUGGCCAAUAGUAAUUAUUUGAAUAAGGUUGAUUUGUAUUUUCCGGUCUUUACCACCCUGCAAUUUUUCUUCUAUAUGGGAUGGUUGAAAGUGGCCGAGUCGUUGAUAAAUCCCUUUGGUGAAGAUGAUGAUGAUUUUGAGGUCAAUUGGAUGGUUGAUCGCAAUUUGCAAGUCUCCUAUUUAAUUGUUGACGAAAUGCAUCAUGAACAUCCUGAGCUAUUGAAGGAUCAAUAUUGGGAUGAAGUCUUUCCCAAUGAGCUACCCUAUACCAUUGCCUCGGAACGUUUCCGCGAAGAACAUCCCGAGCCAUCAACGGCCAAAAUUGAAGUCUCCAAAACGGCAGCAAUGCCCACGGUUAUGUCCAGUGUUCGCAUUGAUGACAUGGUUGGUAAUCAAAAUCAAGAAUCAAAUCCCGGUUCCCCAACAACUGUGCAGGCAGUUCACUAUAAAUUUCCAAAUCAAGAUGAGGAGGCUGACGAUGCCAGUGGCAUACACUUUACCGCUGGUAAUGGUAAAACUCGCCCCGGUUCUUCACCCAGUUUGGUUAGUCUGAGCGGUACAUUGUCCCGAGUCAAUACCGUCGCCUCGGCCCUUAAACGUUUCCUCAGUCGCGACGAUAGCCGCCCUGGAUCGAUUACACCAAAUGAUGAAACACAAAAAUAUAAAUUCCCUGGCAGUGCCAGUGCAGCUAGUUUAGCAGCAACAGCUAACACCAAGCCUGUGGGCAGCAUGCGUAUCACAGAUCAAGUUAUUGAAGAAGUCGAUGAACAGACAACAAUAACAUCACAUCGUGGCAUCGAUCAUAAUCGUCCAAAUGUACGAGAUAUUUUCUAUCAAGGACAACAACCGACAUCGAAUCCAACAGAACCUAUGGAUAUACCAAGUAAUAAUAAAAUUUAUAUGCGCACACAAUCAUCAGGAGAUCCACAUCUAUUUCCGCCAGGUGGUGUGGAGGCAUUGUUAAGUACCUCAGCACCGGCUGCAGAGAGUCCCAGUAUGGCGAGGACAGUGCCAAGUUCACCAGUGGGUGAGAGUACCAAAUCGCUGUUCGAUCAAAUAAAUCGUGAUCAACGGGAGAGGGGUAGUCGUGAAACAGCACAAUUAUUAGGACGUCAUGAAAUCACAACGCCCCAGUUCAGGUGGUUUUUAUCAACCGUUGAAGAUAUGGAAAUGAAAUCCACUGCCGAUUUACUCGCUGCCGCCGAUGCUGAUGGUGAAGCGGAUGAUUUUGAAAAGCUCAAAGCUGAACGUGAAAAGGAACGGCUGGAAAGACAAAAGCAAAAAUUUGCUCGAUCAAUGAGUACAGCACCGGGUGCUGAGAUAGUGCCAGUAGUGGCAGCCGCGAUUAUACCAGCUGCGACAGCGGCAACAACUGCCAACACAGCCACAUCGUCCUCGCAGCCAACAACAAAUAAUAGUUCAGAUGUUACACCGGUAAAUACAUUGCCACCGGCUAGCUCAAUUAUGGAUUUGCUAUCGAUAUCAGAGCCUGUGACAAAUUCAACGACGAAAAAUAAUGAUGACAAUAAUGAAUGA